AUGACGCUUCCGUCAACGGAGGUCUACUCAACAACGACUGUCACGGUAUACUCUUCCAAUUCAAGCAGUGUGUCAGAUGCAACAAGUUCCGAGGUGGGUGCGAACCCGACUUCAGGAAGUACAUCUUCUGCCGAUAGCGCGCUCAGCAGCGGCAUUGCGCUCAGCAGCACGCUCAGCACUACGAUCAAUGAUGGUACUGCUCUUGCUCCAAGCGUUUUUACCUCAGGCAACGGUCCCCCAUCCGGUGCUCCAACUGGCAGCUCGAGCUCACUCUCUAGUAGAGAUGUCCUGCCCUCGGAAAGUAGCAGGUCAAGCGAGUCGUCAACUCUUCUUUCUGGUACUCCAAGUACACGCUCAGCAUCAAUCUCUAUCGACAUUCCCUCCGUGGCAAGCUCUUUUGCGUCUACGACAGACAACUUGCAACCAUCAGUCUCCUCACCUUCUCCUGCGACAAGCGCCGGCGAAGGACCUUCUCCCGACAUUCAGAUUGGUGAACUACUCUACAUAGCUGUCAAUACUGUGACUGGAAAAGCCAAGCGCGCGCUUCUGUACAUUGCAUUUGAUCGGACUGGCAUCAGUUUCCUGGUCGACAACAAAUCCUCAGCAGCCGUGUUCACCGUUGAUGAAGCCGGCAAUCUACUCAGUGAUGGCAAGUACAUCAGCACUACGACAGAUGAGGGCACCUCAGCUUUGCAGAAGUUCACUUCACCGCCAGUCAGCCCCUACUUCUGGUUUCUUGACGGCUCAAAUCUGUAUUUCGGUGCUGCUACCUUCUGCGUUACCUCGGCCGAGCAAUUCUUUGUCGUCUAUGACGAUACGCCUGCGGAAGGCUGUGCAGCUGUCAAUAUUGCCGCCGAGCCCGGUCCAGCUCAAUCCACCAGUAUAAGUAUUGUUCAGUCAACAACACCCAGCGUGUCACCAUCUGUGACCUCUAGCGGCAUUGCGUCAAGCAUUGCGGCUUCCAACACACCCAGUGGCGUCGUGAUCCCCAGUACCGAGAGCAGAGCUUCAGCAGUGGAAUCAACGGUGGCAUCUGCAACCAGCCUAUCUUCGAGGUCUUCGACAAGUUCCAUCUCACGAUCACCAAGUGCAGCCGGGUCGAACCCCAGCGGCGCCAUCUCUUCGAGCUCUUUGACCAAUUCAAUAUCGCGGUCUCUGAGUACGCCAGGUUCAAUGCCUGUCGACGAGAUCUCCACGAGCUCCUCAACGAGAUCGAUCUCACGUUCACCAACCUCAUCCAGGUCCAAUCUUGUCAGUGCAACUCCUUCUAGCUCUUCUGCUUCUUUCGGAUCAAAUAUCGUCGGCUCCACAGCCAAUCCAAUAUAUUCGCUCUCAUCGUCCACGUCAACAAACGCACAGACCCCGUCAAGUAGCUCUCAAUCCUCCUCAGUAGCUUCUUCAUCUACUUCGCCAUACAUCAGACCCUCGCUGUUCUCUUCUGACAGCUCUACAACCUCUGCACCGACUCUGAGAUCCGCCCACACAACUACAGCCUCAACUACCAUAAGCCUGGGGUCGCUGUCCUUGUCAGCGUCAACAACCUCGAGAAUAACGACAUCUACAACCUCCACCCCGAUCACCUGUUCAGCACGCCCCUUGCCAACCCAAUCUCUCUACCCUGCCGUGCCCAAGCGUGGACUUGCCUACGGCAAUGUCAGCUCCCUUCAAUUCUACUCUCCACCCAGCCAAAUAUCUUGGGCGUAUAACUAUUAUUCCUUGCCCAACAAUAGCGCGACCAACAACACCGGACCCUUCCCAUCCAGCCAGUCGCCCAACAUGACUUUCUACCCACUCCUUUUCAACGACAACCCUUCCCUCACCUCUAUAUGGGAAGCCAACGUCAACUUUGCUGUGACCCACUACGGCGCUGACGCCAUCUUCAGCUUCAACGAGCCCGAUCUCUGCGUCCAAGGUUCUGCAUGCAUGACCGUUGAACGCGCCUUAGUCGCGUACGAGCGCUUCAUUCAGCCAUUCGCGGCCUGCGGCGUCAAGUUGGCCGCACCUUCUGUAACUAACGCGGGUAGUGGCUUCAUAUGGCUUUCCCAGUUCCUCGGCAAUGCCACACAGCGAAAUCUGACGGUCGACAUCAUCAACAUUCACUGGUACGCCUCUCCAUACAAUCAGCAGUAUUUCCAGGACUACAUGGUCAACGCGUCCCGAAUUGGUGGCGAUCGCCCCAUCUGGAUCACCGAGUACGGCAUGGACAAGAUUUACCCGGAGCCGGCGGUGCUGCAGUUCGUUCGGAAUACCACGUACUGGGUUGAUCAGCAGCCGUGGAUCCAGAAGACGGCCUGGUUCGGCAAUUAUAAUAAUAACUUACUGAAUGCGGAUGGGAGUGGCUUGAGUCAGAGGGGGCGGGUGUGGAAGGAGUACGUUGGCAGUAAUUAUGUUUAUGGAUUCAGCAAGAAGAGGCAGGUCCAGGAUAACAAGGGGGUUGACAGGCUUGUGGUGGAAGAGCUGUCGCAACCGGAGGAUUUGGCGACGCCGGAGAACCUGGCGAGCUUGAAGAACCUGGAGAUGGAGGAUACGUUUGGUCGGGCGUGGUUGGAUCUUCUCAGAGGUGAGGAGGUGGGCAGCGAGAAGCAGUAG
Cyphellophora europaea CBS 101466 is the source of this 2589-nucleotide messenger RNA. RefSeq lists its product as uncharacterized. NCBI's taxonomy places the organism in Eukaryota, Fungi, Ascomycota, Eurotiomycetes, Chaetothyriales, Cyphellophoraceae. Gene Ontology annotation, cellular component: fungal-type cell wall. The transcript has a single exon. Bases 1 to 2589 code for a protein of 862 amino acids. Gene Ontology annotation, biological process: fungal-type cell wall polysaccharide metabolic process. The record is from RefSeq and is a predicted model, not a curated record.